Messenger RNA from Cuscuta campestris, 1459 nucleotides. Lineage: Eukaryota; Viridiplantae; Streptophyta; Magnoliopsida; Solanales; Convolvulaceae. The record is from the annotation of a GenBank genome assembly.
CCAAAAAGGCAAACACAACAACCAACCUGAAACCCCAAAAAAUCCCAUUUCUGCAAAAACCCUAACCUUCAACUUCCCCCCUCUCGCUCUCUACGAUGCCUCUCGACGGGGCAGCGGUGGAUCGGGAGAAGGAGCGCCAGGCGGCGACGGGAGCCGGAAACGGCGCCGCCAUCAACGGCAACGGCGUCGUCGUCGUCCAGGCGCACACCGCCAACAGGCUGCGGCUGAACCCUAGCUUGGACCACAAGCCCGACCGCUACGACGACCUGCAAUUGGACUUCAGCCCGCUUCUGUUCAGCUCUCUGGAGCGCUAUCUCCCGCCGGCCAUUCUCAUCUCUAGCCGCGAUUCCAAGGUUCAGUACAUGCGGGAAAUUCUCCUCAGGUAUUCGCCCGAGGGAGAACGAACCCGGGUCCAGAAGCACAGAGAAUACAGGCAGAAGAUUAUAUCAAACUACCAGCCACUACACAUUGAGUUGUACACGAUGCAUGCUACGAGUUUCUUUGUGCCCUCGUUUUUGAAGGCAAUCAAUGAAAGUUCUAUAGAAAGUUUCAAAAGUAUAAUGUCGGAAGUUUCUGGUGUUUUUACCUUUGAGAUGCUGCAGUCUCGCUUCUGUGAAAUGCUUCUGGAAGAGGUAGAAAAUUUUGAGAAGUGGGUCCAUGAAACAAAGUUCAUAAUCAUGAGGCCGAAUACGAUGAACAAGUUUGGUGCCGUCCUUGAUGACUUUGGCAUGGAAAACGUGCUUGACAAGCUGAUGGAAGAUUUCAUUCGUCCUAUUUCCACAGUUUUCUUUCCAGAGGUUGGUGGGUCGACACUCGACACCCAUCAUGGCUUUGUGGUCGAGUAUGGAAUGGAUCGAGAUGUUGACUUGGGUUUCCAUGUGGAUGAUUCAGAAGUCACGUUGAAUGUGUGUUUGGGUAAGCAGUUCUCGGGCGGAGAACUGUUUUUUCGAGGCGUGCGUUGUGAGAAACAUGUAAAUACAGAAUCACGACCUGAGGAGAGCUUAGAGCUAAAACAUCAUCCUGGACGGGCAAUUCUUCACCGUGGUCGGCAUAGGCAUGGAGCUAGAGCCACAACAUCUGGCCAGAGGACCAACUUAUUGCUCUGGUGUAGAAGUUCUGUGUUUAGAGAGUUGAGGAAGUAUCAGAAAGACAAUUCCAGCUGGUGUACAGAGUGCCAACGCGAGAAGAAAGAAAGACAACGCCAGUCCAUAGCCGCCACAAAAUUGGAACUACUGAGAAGAGAAGGGGAGGCUGCUCUAUAGUUGACUUAUGGGUCUGUUUCACUUUAUUAUAUAAUGUGUAUUUAUUUUGUUGUUUAAAGCCCCCUCUGUAAGAUAGGGCAGUUAUCUCGGCGUUGAUAUUGGGGUUGUGGGGAUUGUAUACUCUUCAGCUGUACAUUGAAGUAAUGUAGUGGUUAUGUCCAGUUUGCCAACACAUGAAAGCGAAUAACUUGUCUUUU